Hordeum vulgare subsp. vulgare (domesticated barley) is the source of this 1572-nucleotide messenger RNA. RefSeq names its product phosphoenolpyruvate/phosphate translocator 1, chloroplastic-like. The record is from RefSeq and is a predicted model, not a curated record. NCBI's taxonomy places the organism in Eukaryota, Viridiplantae, Streptophyta, Magnoliopsida, Poales, Poaceae. Gene Ontology annotation, molecular function: antiporter activity. Gene Ontology annotation, cellular component: Golgi apparatus; membrane. The coding region runs from base 137 to 1342 and encodes 401 amino acids. The transcript is spliced from 9 exons. Gene Ontology annotation, biological process: transmembrane transport.
ACCAGACCGCACCACCCCCUCCUCGUGCCCUCCGCCGCCGCCGCAGCAGCCUCCGCCUCGGCCUCGAGGCCUCCGCCGCUCCCCCCCGCGCGGCCAGGGCCCCAGAAGCUUCUGGAACACCCCGCCCCCCGCCGCAAUGCAGAGCGCGGCGGCCAUCGGGCUCAUCCGGCCAUGCGCCGCGCGGCCCAUCCUCAAGAGCCCCAGCCCCGGGGCCGCCCGCCUCCCGGCCUCCCGCGUGGCCCUCCGGCUCUCCGCCGCGGCGCCCCGCGCGCGCCUCGUGGCCGCGGCGGGGCUCGGCCGCAUCGGGCUCGUGCCGGCGUCGCCCGAGCAGGAGAAGAGGAGCGGCGGCCUCGUGGCCGCCGCGGCCGCCGGGAAGGCGGCGCCGGGCGAGGAGGCCGGGGAGGAAAGCGGAGCGGCGCUCGCCAAGACGCUCCAGCUCGGCGUCUUCUUCGGGCUCUGGUACCUCUUCAACAUCUACUUCAACAUCUACAACAAACAGGUCCUCAAGGUUUUUCCUUAUCCCAUUAACAUCACAACUGUUCAGUUUGCUGUUGGAACUACGAUUUCCUUGUUUAUGUGGGCCACGGGUAUCCUUAAAAGACCAAAGAUUUCCGGUGCACAGCUUCUUGCUAUCCUCCCUCUGGCUAUUGUCCAUACCAUGGGCAAUCUUUUCACCAACAUGAGCCUUGGGAAGGUUGCAGUGUCAUUCACACAUACAAUCAAGGCCAUGGAGCCUUUCUUCUCAGUUCUACUUUCUGCAAUGUUCCUUGGCGAGCUGCCUACUCCUUGGGUUGUUUUGUCUCUUCUUCCUAUUGUUGGUGGUGUGGCAUUGGCAUCUAUUUCUGAAGCUUCUUUUAACUGGGCUGGAUUUUUGAGUGCAAUGGCUUCAAAUGUGACCUUCCAGUCAAGGAAUGUCCUCAGCAAGAAGCUUAUGCUGAAGAAAGAGGCAUCUCUGGACAACAUCAAUCUCUUCUCGAUUAUUACAGUCAUGUCAUUCUUCCUCUUAGCCCCUGUAACCUUGUUGACAGAAGGUGUCAAGGUCACUCCUACUUUUCUGCAGUCUGCUGGUCUGAACCUACAACAAGUGUACACAAGGUCUUUGAUUGCGGCAUUCUGUUUCCAUGCAUACCAACAGGUGUCAUACAUGAUCCUCGCAAGGGUGUCACCAGUUACCCACUCGGUAGGUAACUGUGUCAAGCGUGUGGUGGUCAUUGUUACAUCCGUUCUGUUCUUCAAGACCCCCGUGUCCCCAAUCAACUCUAUCGGAACCGCGAUAGCUCUUGCGGGAGUUUUCCUGUACUCACAACUGAAGAGACUUCAGCCCAAGCCCAAGGCUGCUUGAUUGCAUUCCGUUUGUCAGGAUCAAUAGAGCGUUGCCACACUCAUGGAAUCGGUGCUUUAGUUUAGCCGGACAUAUUGGGAAGCCUUGUUGAGUAUAACUAGUACCGCGAAGGAUCAUUUGUAAUUCAGUAAUGAGCAUUUUGACCAGGAAAGUUUUGGAAUCUAUUUCAUGGUUCUCUACUUGGACGUUCUAGUUGCUACUUUAAUAAAACCUCUGCAGUUUGAUCGUGC